Molecule: messenger RNA, 3883 nt
Organism: Anas platyrhynchos (mallard)
Lineage: Eukaryota; Metazoa; Chordata; Aves; Anseriformes; Anatidae
Gene: RNF224
Product: ring finger protein 224
Source: RefSeq, a predicted model, not a curated record
AAGUGACAGCUGCGUAAGCAACCGCGGCGGCUGCAGGAACGGCCUCGUCUGCAGGGGCUUGGAAAGAGCGCGGGUGUGAGCCGAUGACUUCAGCGUGCCACAAAUAAAGUUACUGCCCUCUCCUGCCCUGCCAAGCAUGUCCCAGGUCGGUGGCAGCCCCCGGGCCGAGGACAUGGGGCCACGCACUGAGGCGAACUCGUGCACGCCGAGCCGGGGCAGCCAGAGGGUCGAGUGCAUCAUCUGCUACUCCUCCUACGACCUGUGCAGCCGGCUGCCGCGCCGGCUGUACUGCGGCCACACGUUCUGCCAGACCUGCCUCAAGCGCCUGGACGCCGUCGCCAACGAGCAGCGCUGGAUCCCCUGCCCGCAGUGCCGCCAAAAUACGCCCACGCCACGCGGCGGCGUCACCAUGCUCGACCUCGACCUGGCCACCUUCCUCGCCGUCAAGGCUGACAAGGAGCAGCCCCGGGUGGCUGGACGGUCCCUGCCAGACACGGCCACCAAGGGCUCGUGCAAGGAGCCGGCAAUCACGCAGCAGCCGUCGGGGCUGUGCCAAGACGCGGUGCCCCAGGCCCCCCUCCCACGCUGCGGCUGCUGCCGGCCAUGCAUCUGCUGCGGGGUGACGGCAGAUUUUGAGAGCUGAGUUGGGGGACAUGGGGACAGCAGCGUGUGGGCAGGCUUGGCAUGGCUCAGUGGAGCCAGCCUGCAUCACAUACUGAGCUCCCAGGGUCUCACGAUUUGGGGACCCCAUGCCAUGCCAUGCCCCAGGCACAUGUGUGGACGGUAGUGGUGGGGCUGUCCCCGUAGCCUAGGAAGGGAUUCAGCUAUCUCGGGGUUUGCUCUCUAUCCUGCUGGGAUUUAGGGUGCAAUAGGAGGGGAUGAGGAUAUUUCCACCCUUCAUCCUGACAACUCCAAAACCUGGUACAACCAUCACGGGUGUCCUCUGGUGUCUGACCCAGGGCUUGCUGGUGCCCAGCUUUUCCUGUGCAUGCAGAUAUGUGAUGGGGACCCCUUCACCAAGGCAGGGGGUGCAGGAGCCUGGCACAGCGCAGCAAUGCAGAGAUGCUCUGGGGAGUAUCCAACACAUCUAUUAAACACAUGCUGUGCUGCACCUGUUGGUUGUAUUUGUUAAGUCAGCCUCAUGCUAGCCCAGGGAAAGCCCUGCCCCCAGAGCAGGGAGAAGUGACCUGCUUUGUCCAAUUGUUUUUCUUUAAGUGUUUGCUCUACUUGCCAUUUGCAUGAGAAAUUUGGGCUUUGUGGGGCAGGUGAAUAGUUAAAACUGAGGAUGACAGGGUCACUGGGGACCACAGCUCAUGGCUCCAGCUCUUUGAAUUGAUCUGGCCUCCAGCUGUUUUACUCCAGCACCAUAUGGGGUUAGCAGAGGCAAAAUGGAGAGGGGGGGGAGGCAGGGGUGCAUGAGGGUAAUGUUAAUACAGUUCUUGGGUUGGGAGGAGAGGGGUUGCAGAGUCCAUCCUUCCUCAGAGUCCAGUUUCUGCAUCCAUUUUCCGUGCAAUUCAUGAGCUCUUACAACAUCCCCGUGUCAGGCACCGCGGUGAUUUCACGACCCUGUGUGCUGGUGCUCAGCUGUCCCCUUGCCGCGCACAGUGCCCACGCUGUGCACAGUGCCCGUUCACAGUUCUGCCACUUGGUGUCACAUGCCGUAAAAAAGUCAGAGCCCUGAGCUGUGCCCAGGCAGAGCAGGCUCCACGGAUGCCCCAGGGCAGAGGCAGGGGUGUCCAGGGGGCUGGCAUGAGUGUGGUGUGCUGUGGGGUCUCCUUCCUGCCAUGGUGCUGGCACCUGCCAGCCUCGGAUCUUUAAUUAUGUGGAAAAAUGCAAUAACGUAAAAUCUUCAAGGAUGUGAUAAAAGCUGUCCUGGAGUCCUAAGGUGCCUUCCCCUCCAUCUUCAUGCUGCCCAGGGGGUCACCGUCCCCGUUGCAGGUUUGGGCAUGGAGACCUGCCUGAGCAGAGGCUGUGCUGUGCUCCUGUGAGGGACAAUCCCUGGGAACAGGGACCCUGAGGGAACUGCGGUGGUGAGGAUGAUGCUAGGGGCUGUGUGAGAGCUGAGCCCACCCCCCGGCAAGGUGUCCCCAGCAGGGAUUGCAAAGCCCUGGAGGCACCGAGUGUGCUGCUUCUGAAAGAGCUGCAGCCUCACCACGCCGGUGCUGGUGCCCCCAGGAGGAGAUGGGUCCCAUCCUGCUGGGAUCCUGCCGGCGAGGCUCUGUGCUCACCCCAGCACCUGGCUCCAGCUCUUUGGUGGUGGAAGGCAGCAAGGACCCACGGCUCCCCACCCUCAGCCACAGCUCCUGGUCUCCGUGCCACCACCCUGGAACCCUUCAGCGCCAGGAGCAAGCUGGAGAGCUGUGCUAUGAGCAGUCAGUGGCUGGGCUCCGGAGUUUUUCUGCCUCUGCAUUUGGGAAUGGUCUCACCACGAUGGCUGGGCACCCUGAAUCCCUCCCCCUGCCCGUGCCAUGGGGACUGCUCUGGCAGCCCCUGCCAUGUCAGGGGAUGCUGAGGGCCGGUGCUGGCCCUGGGGCUGUGCUGGGCUGUGGAGCCCCAGACCUCCUCCGGGGAAGUAUCGCCACGGGGAGAAGUGCAUGGGGACGGAGACCUGCAGGUGCUGUGUCCCCUGCCCAGAGAAGAGGGCACUGACAGGCCCUCAAAGGGCUGAGCUGCUGGGGGUGCCAGGAGCCUGGUACCCUGCAGAGAGCUUCGAGGGGUGAGAGAAGGGACAGUGGUGGGGACACUGGGCCUGCUGGGUUGCAGGACCCCCCCACCCUCUUCUGCCAUGUGCCAGUGGGGUGUGCAGCAGGGUGGCAGUGAGAGAAAGGUGCUGGGUUGCUUCACAGCCUCCUGGGCUCUCUGAGCACAAAAUCUGUGAAUGACCUUGUUUUUCACAGCAUUUUUUUUUUCCUUGGCAAUUUUUGCACUUCAAAAAUGACAAAAAUGACAGUGGACAAAGUACCUCUGAGUGCACUGGGACCCUGAGAAUUUGUGUCCCCACACAGCCUGGGGUGCUGCGGGUGAGCCGGAGCUGCACAGCCCUGUGGGGCUGGGCUGGACUGGAGGAUUCCUCUGAAUUAUUUCCAGAUGGGGAUUAAUGCAGCAAAGUGAGUUUGCCGCAGGGUAGAUAAACAAACCAAAGCUCCUCUGGAGGCUAUUAAUAAACCGGUCUGCCUGCUCCUGGGUCUGGGAACAUCCGGGAUCUGGCUGGGGGCACAGGCACGCGCUGCUUUGCUGCCUCUCAGCCUCUUUGCCAUGGGGCAGGGGUGCCCCAAGUCCCAAGAGGCAAAGGAGCCACAAGAGCAUCCCUGUUCCAUCACUGGGCAGGGUGGGAUGAGGUCCUCUGGUCCCCUGGGGUCCCUGGAGCCCUGACGGGGAGGGCUGGCACCUCCCCUCUGCAGCUCCUGCUGCGGGGCUUUCAAACAGAAGCAGGUGUAAACAGGGAGGAGGCAGACUUUGAGCCCUCCAGUGCCGGCACUGCCACGCCAAAACCAGGGCAAGCAAGUUUCAGGUGGCAGCAGCCUGGCACAUUUACCUUCCUCAUGCCUUCUUGGGUGGGGGUCACAUCCCAACCCUUCUCACUUGUGGUCUCCUGCUAGGGGCAAAGAGAGCCUGGCCAAGGGCUCCCCACCAAGAACCUCCGGGCAUGGCAGGGACAGCAUUAGACUUGCCAACAGUAUGAUUGAAGCUUUGUCCCAUCCCAGCCAGCUACGCGUCCCUGGGUCCUCUGUGCAUGGCAGGUUGCCCCGUGGGGAGGAUGAAGGCCAGGAGGUGUUUGUUUUUUUCCACCUCCCCAGGCUGCAGUGCCCACAAGCAGCUAACUGCGGGCUGGACGGAGCUGGCUGCUUACCUGGCUGGAGCGAUGCCUGGAGGGGGGAGGGAU